Messenger RNA from Clarias gariepinus (North African catfish), 3223 nucleotides. Its product is annotated as myocyte-specific enhancer factor 2A-like. The record is from RefSeq and is a predicted model, not a curated record. Gene Ontology annotation, molecular function: protein dimerization activity; histone deacetylase binding; RNA polymerase II cis-regulatory region sequence-specific DNA binding. NCBI's taxonomy places the organism in Eukaryota, Metazoa, Chordata, Actinopteri, Siluriformes, Clariidae. Gene Ontology annotation, biological process: cell differentiation; heart development; positive regulation of transcription by RNA polymerase II. The transcript has 12 exons. The coding region runs from base 347 to 1663 and encodes 438 amino acids.
CGGCAUCAGCGCCUCAGUGCUCGGCUUGUUAAGGCUACACUAGGAAGAGAAGUGGACGAGAGGUCGUUUUGAAGAAUGGCUCAGGACGUUUCCAGUCCCACGGCGUCUCUUAUUAACGUCCCUCUGCGUUAGACGGUAAGCAAAAUAUCGAUCAGGAAGACCAAAAGACGCCAGAUCGCUGCAUCCUCACUUCAGCUUUCAGUAUAAUCUGCCAGACAUUUCUUGGGAUUGGAUACAACCAAUGAAAAGUUACCUCCCUCUAAUGACACGCUAGCUGACAAAAACGUCCACAACCAGAUUACAUACCAGUAACUCCUGAUAUUCUUUGAAGACCAAGGUGGCGAGAAUGGGCCGUAAGAAGAUCCAGAUCACCCGCAUCGUCGAUGAGCGAAACAGACAGGUGACCUUCACUAAGAGGAAGUUUGGACUGAUGAAGAAGGCGUACGAGCUGAGUGUGCUGUGCGACUGUGAGAUCGCGCUCAUUAUCUUCAACAGCUCCAAUAAGCUCUUUCAGUACGCCAGCACAGACAUGGACAAGGUUUUACUCAAGUACACUGAGUACAAUGAGCCUCACGAGAGCCGGACCAACUCGGACAUCGUGGAGGCCCUUAACAAGAAGGAGCAUCGUGGCUCUGAUAGCCCAGAAGUGGACUCAUGCUCAUAUGUUCUCACCCCACACACAGAGGAGAAAUACCAGAAGAUUAAUGAAGAGUUUGAUAACAUGAUGCGCAAUCAUAAAAUGCCGGCUGUUUUGUCUCAGCAGAGCUUUUCCAUGCCUCUAGCAUUACCAGUCUCCGAGCACGGAGUCCAUUCCUACAACAACAUGGGAGCUUUGGGUGAGGGCGGCAUGCUGUCUCCAUCCUCCAACACGCUGCAGAGAUCUGUACAUGCACGACUCACAGCUGGUGUACACGCUUCUUCAGACCACACGCCCAAUGGUGUGCACUCCUCUUCAUUAGUUAAUGGAUACAUCAGUGCUCAGGGAGAGAACGCCAUGACGAGAGGCCCGACAGCCAAAUCUGCAGCACCCCCUACAGGAAGCCUCACGAGCAUCGGACACAAGCCAGAGCUCCGAGUGCUUGUUCCACCAUCCUGUAAAAUCUCACCAGCUCUGCCAGAGGAAGAGGGAAAUUUGAGGAUGAACACUCCACCAUCCAGCCAAUCACUGAGCACACAGGUGGUAUCCAUGGCAACACCCAGUAUGCACCCUCAGAGUCUGCACUUCCCCAAUAUGACAUCAGCAUACAGCUCAGAUUAUGGCUUAAACAGCUCAGAGCUCAGUAACCUACAUGGCUUCAGCAUACCAGACAGCCUGACUUUGGGUUCAGGGUCACCAUGGCAACAUACUCAAACUUCUCAGGGAGUCUCUCGUUCCUUAUCCCAUGUCUCAGAGCCAUCCUCCAGGUCUCCUCCAGUCAUGGAUAUAAAAGCUGAGCCUGUCUCUCCUCCGAUGGCUUUCCUCUCCGCCCCACCCUCCUCCUCUCUCCACUCUCCAGUUGAAAGCCUCGCCUCGUCCUGCAGCUCGUAUGAGGGGAGCGAGCGCGAGGAGCAGCGUAGAGACACCCAUCCCUCUGUGCCCACCCCAGGCCAGGGCAGCGGGCCAUCAGAGGGCAUCAGGGGUCCAUCACUGAAACGGCUACGCACGGAGAGCUGGGUGACAUAGCACUCGAUAUGAAUAGGCUGUCCGACCUGGUCACUAUUUAUUGCAAAUAACGGUAUUGCCAUUGUCCCUUUUAAGUGUAUGUAGCAAGAACUAUGGGGACAUACAGUAGGACACAAGAAGGAAGGGUGUGUCCUGAAGGAAUAAUAUUUUUACAGGGUUGUACAGGGAUGACAAAUGGUCAAGUCAUACCUUUUUAUCAGCAGAAAAUCAAAUUAAUGAAAAAGCUGUAGGACUAUUUUUUUUUUUUUUUUUAAAUCAGGGACUGAAGUUAAACUUUUAAUGAUGUUUGUAGUAAGACAUCAAGCUGAAAGAGUUUGAUAUUUGUAAAUGUUUUUACAAUUUUAUUUUAAUUGUCUUUAUAGGUCUUCAAACAAGCAUGAACUUGAGCCAAUAAUUGCCUGCUUUUAAAAUAUGCUCUAUAGUGCUCUGGGCCUAGAUUAUUUGCAAGGAAGUGUGUUUUCAUUCUUUUUUUUUCAUGCUAGCAUAUGCAAACAAACAUGAGCAUUGUUACAAUCCAUUGUUCUUUGGACUUUAUAAUGAAUAAGCUGUAAGUGCAUGCUGUAAUCAUAUUUUAGUGCAGGGGAUUUAAACUCAGUAUCCAGUUACUAUGCCCUUGAGGUUCAAGUGCAAUAAAGGGUUAGGAGCACCUUUGUUCUGUGAUCACUUCUGUCAUCGGUGAUGCCAUAAGCUGUGCUGAACGUAUCAAUUUUGCACUCUGGAGGAAGUGCAGACUCAUGUGCACAGAAGGAAUAACUAAGCAUUAGACACAAUUCUAUCGCUAAUUCAGUGUCAUUAUAUUCUCAAAUGCUUAUACAUACUGUAUAUAGCACCAGCUGUAUCCAUAAAUGUUUUUCUCUUCAUCAUUUGGACAGAUGUUCAGUUUCCAUCGGUGUGGCGAAAGUUUGUGGAAAAGACUCGUACUGUAGAUGGAGCACAUAAAUAAGUGCACUCGUAAAUCACAAAAUAAGCAAAGGGACAUCAUGUUACCUUGUGGGCUUCAUGGAAACACACACAAACAGGGACCAAAAGACCUCAAGUGUGACAUUUGUGACAGAGAUCUGUAUAGGAAAAGUUCAUCUCAAGUCAGUUACCUUUUCAGAAAAGCCACCGUCCAGCUUGAAAUCUGCUCUCUGGAGUGUUUCAGUAUCCAGACAUUCAUCAUGUGAACAAAACUUUUUGGACUCCCAACCAUCACACACACGUGUUUGUUCAGCAUCUCAUUCUAGAUAUACUGUAGUCCCGCUUUGCUGAUAUAAUAACCUUUGAUACUUCAGGUGUCCACAAACCUACAGCCAUGUGUAGAAGUGUAACUUCUUCUCUGCUUUCUGGUCAUCACAUCAGGUUUUUCAAUGUUGGAAAUUAUUUAUUUGCAUUAUUUACUGUUAAGCCUCCUUUUAAUCAAACACAUCAUGGACAUUAAGUAAUCGUUGUCUGAGGCUCUAUUUAUUAAUUAGACAAUGUAUUUGCUAUACUGUUUAUAGAGUGAUGUAUAUAAUGUACAAAUCCAUAAUAUGAGGUAGCUGAUUAUGAUCCAUUUAAAGAAAUAUAUCAUUUAAACCA